Ficedula albicollis (Collared flycatcher) is the source of this 1740-nucleotide messenger RNA. RefSeq names its product G protein-coupled receptor 141 (gene GPR141). Gene Ontology annotation, molecular function: oxysterol binding; G protein-coupled receptor activity. Gene Ontology annotation, cellular component: membrane. Bases 397 to 1389 code for a protein of 330 amino acids. The record is from RefSeq and is a predicted model, not a curated record. Gene Ontology annotation, biological process: G protein-coupled receptor signaling pathway. Lineage: Eukaryota; Metazoa; Chordata; Aves; Passeriformes; Muscicapidae. The transcript is spliced from 5 exons.
CAUGAUCAUAGAAUGGCCUGGAUAGGAAAGUGACCUUAAGGAUCAUCUAGUUCCAGCCCCUCCUGCCAUGAACAGGAACAGGUUUCAAUAGGUCCAAAGGACGCUGCCGAGGUCCUGAAAGGGAACAAUUUUGGGAAAUUUAUAGAAAUUGCUGCAGAGAGAAACUCUAAUCUAACCCAACUGUCAGAACACAUGAAAAUCUGUGUGAACCCUGCCAGUAAGACAUGUAUGGAAGAUAAAUUUUGCAAACACUUGUAGAGUAGAGCUCACUGUUUGACAGAGAUUGUGUAUGACUGGAAAUGUCUUAAAGACUAAAGCAGCUCUCUGCCCAACCUUCUCAUCCAUUUUCCCCUUGGCUGGAGGAUGUAUGGAUAAAAGUACAGGUUACAGCUAUUGAUGCCAUCUGUGAGAUUUCAGAAUUGUUCCUUGAGCAAGAGACAGAAUAUGUACCAGGAAGAUUUCAGGAAUAUGACUGAAGGGACCAGGAACAGCAGUGACUCCUAUUCUGCCUUCGUUCACACCGGCACCAUGAGUGCCAUACUGGUCACUGUCUACUCGGUUGCCUUUGCUGGAGGUGGAAUUGGGUCUAUCACAAUGUCCUUUGUGCUGCUCAAGAUGAGCACUCUAUCUGUGACCACAACUGCCAUCAUUAACCUGGUCGUUGUGCACAGCCUCCUCCUCUUCACGGUCCCCUUCCGCCUCCACUAUUAUGUCAAAAAGAAGUGGGUAUUUGAUAUGCCAUUUUGCAAAAUGGUGAGUGCCAUGGUGCACAUCCACAUGUACCUGACCUUUGUAUUUUAUGUGAUCACACUGGUGAUCCGGUGGCUCAUCUUCUUUCAGUGGAAGGACAAGGUGGAGUUUUACAGGAAGCUGCAUGCCAUUGCAGCAAGCGCUGCCGUAUGGGUCUUCGUCAUGGUCUUUGGGGUGCCGCUCUUCUACUUUGAGUAUGGACGCUCAGGCUUAUACAAUAAUACAACAUGCUUCAAGUUCCACAAAGAACUACAGCACAUGAGUGUGAAAGCCCUGAAUUACACCUUAAUUGUAGCUGUUGCCCUCAUUUCUUGUGUCCUCUUGGGCUUGCAGGUUCUUAUCCUGGUAAAAGUGGCGAGAAAAUUUUCCACCUCCCUCUGUUCACACCAAGAAUUCUGGGCCCAAAUAAAAAACUUGAUUUUCAUCUGGGUCAUCAUAAUUUUGUUCCUUCCCUAUCACCUGUUCAGGGCCUACUACAUACAGCAUGUGAGUGAUUUUGACCAAUUAGAAAGCUACAAUGAGGUUUUUUUGAGCCUGACUGCCCUGAGCUGUCUGGACCUGUUGUCAUUCAUGCUGAGUGGAAGCCGCUUCUUCAAGCAAAAUGUGGGGAUUCUCCACAGGAGGUUGCCUUGCUGCUAGCAUCAGCCUCCUGCAGAGUGGGCAGAACCUGGGAUAGGACAGUGAUGGACAGACAUGGCAAACUCUCUCCUCAGCAAGUGAGGUUGUGCUCUGGAAAUGGCACAGCACACUCAUACAAGGCUUUGCACAUCAGCUUCCUGAAUUAAUGGAGCAAACUGCCUCCAGGGUCUCAGCUGGUAAACAGGAAGGUGAUCUCAGCAAUUUCCUCAUGGUGCUACCCAGUGAGUUGUGGAUGGACCUGGAGAAGAGGGAAGAAAGGUCAUGGGCGCUUCUGUCUUGCUGCUCUUACAUGAAGAUUUGUGAAGUCAAAGGCAGUAGGAGCAGACUUGAGAAUUGCAAUGUAAAAAUACA